GGCAAUCACCUACUGAAGCAAUUAAAAGUCUCAACAAACUUCAUGUGUUAGAACUUUUAUUGCCUGAACGAAAUAUCCCCCUUCGCCAGAUUCACAAGUAAUCAUCUUCCUUACCAGCUUCACCAACCGUCUCUAGGAUACUGAUAUUAUAUACACAACUUGAGUCAAGACAAACCAAAUAUGGCAAGUGAGACCAUGUGGUUCUGGUUAGUUCAUCUGCUACUGCAAGUCUUUACUGUAAGAGGAAAAGUUCCGGCCAUCAUUGUGUUCGGAGACUCUUCGGUCGAUUCAGGCAACAACAACCAUGUAUCUACAGUGCUCAAGAGUAAUUUUGCGCCUUAUGGUCGGGAUUUCUAUGAUGGUAAGCCAACUGGAAGGUUUUCCAAUGGUCGGAUUCCGACAGAUUUCAUUUCUGAAGCGUUCGGGAACAAGCCAAUAGUACCUGCAUACUUAGAUCCAACAUAUGAUAUAAAAGAUUUUGCCACAGGAGUUUGCUUCGCUUCUGCAGGAACUGGCUAUGACAAUGCUACUUCUGAUGUCCUAUCUGUAAUACCUCUUUGGAAGGAGUUGGAGUAUUACAAAGAAUACCAGGAGAAGCUUCGAGGAUAUCUAGGAAAGGAGAGGGCUAAUGAAGUACUAGAGGAAGCACUCUACCUGAUAAGCAUUGGAACAAAUGACUUCCUUGAGAAUUACUAUAUAUUUCCAGGCAGAUCAUCUCAGUUUUCUGUUGCAGAGUACCAGAAUUUUCUAGUGCAAAUUGCUAGAAAUUUUGUUUCAGAGCUUCAUCAUCUUGGAGCUCGGAGGAUAUCUCUAAGUGGGCUUCCUCCAAUGGGGUGUUUGCCUUUGGAGAGAACUACGAAUAUAUUUUUUGGAAGUGAAUGCAUUGAAGAAUACAAUAAUGUGGCCAAGGAUUUCAAUGAGAAGCUGAAAGGAAUGGUCACUGAUCUGAAUAAGGAGGUUGCUGGGAUCAAACUGGUGCUUUCAAACCCCUUUGAUAUUCUCUCACAAAUAAUUGAGAAUCCCAGUUCUUUUGGGUUUGAAGAUGCAACAAAAGCUUGCUGCGGAACUGGGUUGUUUGAGAUGAGCUACAUGUGCAAUAAAAGAAACCCAUUUACAUGCUUUGAUGCAAAUAAAUAUGUAUUCUGGGAUUCUUUCCAUCCCACAGAGAGAACAAAUCAGCUUGUUGCUGAUUAUGUGGUAAAGAAUUGUUUAGCCCAGUUUAUGUAAUGAUGACCAUAGAUAAUAUUCUUUAUUAGUGUAACAAUUCUAGUUCUAAUCCUCAUUGGUUGCAUCUUUAAUGGUGGCUUUAUUGUAAAUUAAUAAUCGACGUAGCAUUGUGCCAAGCAAAAUUCUUCCAUUAAUUUACUUUUGAGUGCAGAAAGGAAGUUUCUCCUUGAGUUGAUCAAUCUAAAUUCUCAUGAACAAAAUGAACGAUUCAAUGUGAUCCCACCAGACAUAGAUGGGAAAUGCAUUGAUUGGUAAUUUUGCAAAGACAACAACUAUUUCAUAAGUGGGUCACAUAAUAUUUCAACUUCUAUGUAUUCUUCAA
Molecule: messenger RNA, 1549 nt
Organism: Manihot esculenta (cassava)
Lineage: Eukaryota; Viridiplantae; Streptophyta; Magnoliopsida; Malpighiales; Euphorbiaceae
Product: GDSL esterase/lipase At4g26790
Exons: 3
Coding region: 181-1227 (348 amino acids)
Molecular function (GO): hydrolase activity, acting on ester bonds
Source: RefSeq, a predicted model, not a curated record